Cladophialophora yegresii CBS 114405 is the source of this 432-nucleotide messenger RNA. RefSeq lists its product as uncharacterized. The transcript has a single exon. NCBI's taxonomy places the organism in Eukaryota, Fungi, Ascomycota, Eurotiomycetes, Chaetothyriales, Herpotrichiellaceae. The record is from RefSeq and is a predicted model, not a curated record. The coding region runs from base 1 to 432 and encodes 143 amino acids.
AUGAGCUCCGACUUCCACAACUCCUCCUCCUCCCUUGAGCCAUUCCCUCUGUUCAUCGACUCGGCCCCUCCCAACUCGGCCAACUACUUCUCCUCCCCAAUGGCCAUGGCCGCGAUCCAACUUUUGGCCACCUCCUCCAGCCCACACGAGUCUCACGACGCCUCCUCUUAUCUCCGGAAACCCCGGGUUUCCGUGCCCGCCAAAGUGUCGAAUUAUCUGCGACUGCGGUACUAUCGGUAUGAAGUGACCUUUGGGCUGUAUGUGAUGACGCCGACGGAGAAGGUUGUCUUCAAUUCGAUCGUCCUCUGCGCCUUUUGCGCCCUACUGUACGCCCUCUUCUACGGCAUCGAGCCCUUUGUCGUCAACAGCUUUUGCCGAGUGCUAUACUACGCCACGGGCUCCACGUCUGAUGCGCCCCGGCUAUGUUCAUGA